This is a messenger RNA of Vespa crabro (European hornet), 2531 nucleotides long. RefSeq lists its product as uncharacterized. The record is from RefSeq and is a predicted model, not a curated record. The coding region runs from base 431 to 925 and encodes 164 amino acids. Gene Ontology annotation, molecular function: growth factor activity. Lineage: Eukaryota; Metazoa; Arthropoda; Insecta; Hymenoptera; Vespidae. The transcript has a single exon. Gene Ontology annotation, cellular component: membrane.
GGUAUGGUGUUUUUAUGGACAAUCAGAAAAAGAAUUGCACAAUUGAUUUAUUCGUUAAGAAAAUCGACACUCUUACGUAGAACGUUAUUCCACGCGAUGGUACACGUUCAUCGACCACCGACCACGCGUGCAACCUCCCUGCCAUGUAUAAAUACUCCUCUGCUAGCAGGCGAAUCUCAGUCAGUCAAGAAUGCGUCCGACGACGUUUUCUUCGAAAUAAGAACAUUUUCUUUCAUUUAAGUUCCCGUUGUAUCUAUCAAUAUUGGAUGAGUUUUGUCACUGAACGUUCUCCCGCAUGGACGAAAAUUUUUAUCGCCGUUUUAAUAAGUGCCAGGAUAGUGAGAGAACGAUUCAAUAAUAGUCAGUGGGUGAUUACGAAGAUAUAUUGGAUAGUAACUGACAAGAAGAGACAUUAAGAAGAAAAAAAAAAAUGUUAAUACGACCGAUUAAAUACGACUCUUGCCUUAGGCUAUUCAUCUUGAUCACACCGAUAUUGAAUAAUAUGAUUCAAUCGAUGGCGAUUAACAAUAAAAAUCAUUAUCAUCGUACACCUAAGAGAUUGAAUUUUUCUCGUUCGUUAGAACCAUCGGAAAAUUUUCUUUGCGGAGAACCACAAUCCCGCUCUUAUAAUUUAAGAGAUCUUAUGCGGACUGUUCAUACAAAUUUCGAGUUCGUCAAUUUUCCACUUUACAUUGUUUCGAAGCGGUGCGAUGUACAUUCCGGAUGUUGCAAGAGUUUCAAUAUGAGCUGUACACCAGUCCCAUCGGCGAUCUAUCACGACGAAAUGGAGAUCGAGAUUGAGAGUCUCCAAACGAAUGGUACUAGGAAACAAUGGAUACGAAUUGAACAGCACGGUGAAUGUAUCUGCGCGAUUACCAGCCCUGAUCAACGGAAUUAUUCUACACCGAACAUCAAGAUGUUAUGAUUGAUAAAUGUCGUUAGGUCGCUGCGAAUAAAAAGAAAGAUAAGAAAACAACAAAAAGAAUGAAAAAAUAUUGACAAUGUAAGUAAGCAGAUCUUGGGGAUAAUAUUGCUUACAGCAUACAUUUACGAGAGCAAUAUAAGGAACGUAUUUCUCAUUGAUGUUUCUUAUCGAUCUUUUUUUUUAUAUAUAUUGAUUGUUUUAUCGCUUAAAACAUUCCAAGAGUAAAUCAAUACCGUUUGAAAUGUUCGAAGGUGUUUGAUGCGAACGUUAACAGCGCGAUGCACAAAGAUUGGCUCGUAGCCCAGUAUCAUCUAUAUAGCGGUGUCUCUUUCUGGAACCAAAAUGCCAAUGAAUCGGCACCUGCUCUUCGAAAUUGCUUUUGCCAAAAUCAAAAUCUUCUUAAGAAAACGAAAAAACAAAGAAGAUUUAAUUUAUAUAUAAUAUCUAUAUAUAUAUAUAUAAACACAUAUAUAUGUAUAUUUAUUAUUAUUAUUAUUAUUAUUAUUAUUAUUAUUAGUAGUAGUAGUAGUAGUAGUAGUAGUAGUAUAAAAACACAUAUAUAAAAGAGCUCGUUUAUUCGCAGAACUGAUAAAAUUUUCUACAAAAGAAAGUAAAUACGCUUCGUUUUAUUGUGAUAUUACGUAGGUGCCAUUAAUUAUAUGUACUUAAUUUAUAUGUACUUAAUUUAUUGAUAAUAUUUAUAAUCUCAUUCUUUUUCUAUCUAUCGUAUAAUAACGUAAUUUUCAUUCAAAGAGGUUUAGAUAAAUAUUAACUCUAACAUUAUAUUAACUUUUAGAUCAAAGCUUCACUGCAUUGUUGUUCUUAUAAAACAAUACGUUUUGUAAAUAUUAACAUAGUAGUAUUAUUUACUGAUUUAAAUUAACGAACAUAUUCACAAUACGAAUUGUUCGAGUAAGAGACUGAAAUGCCCGUAUAUAAACUGACUUUAUUUUAUUUCGGGGAAGACUUUUGUGUUACCAUUAAUAGAUAUUUCAUUGAUACUAGAUGAAAUUAAUAUCGGAUUUAAUGAAAACAUAAAUUCUGCAGAACAUUACAAACAUUGUAGUACGAUGUGUUCAUCAUGCUAUGCGAUAUCGAUAUAUUACAUACUGAUGAUAUAAAACUAAUGACGUAGGUACGUAUUGUAUAUAAGACAAAAUUAUUUUUGGACAGUUCAAUACAUAUAUAUAUGUCAGCGCACAAAAAGCAAAUUUAUUUGCUUAUGUGACCAAUAUUUAUUCUUUAGAAAGAAAAGUGUGCUCUAUAUUUUCUUAAGACAAAUUUUGAUAAUACGUUUAAUAUGUAAAUGAAAAUAAGAUAAAUCUUAUUUAAUUAUAUUUAUUGAAAAUAUUUUAAAUAAUUGUGAAUGAUAGUAAAAUAAUAGUAUUAUAUUAAACACACACAUAAACAGAAUAGUAAUAAAUUGUAUACACGCUUGUUUUCCUAUAACGGAAUACGUAAGCUAGUUUAUUUAUUUAUACAUUUGGAUAAAAUGACAAAUACUGCCACAAAAGUAAAAGAAUUACAAUUUUUUUUACAUCAGCACACAAUAAUCUUUUACAGUUUCCUCUUUUUUUUUUUUUUUUUUUUUUUUUUUUUUUUUAAU